CUCAACAGUGUGAACAAGGGCUCCAACUUCACAACAGAAAAUGGCCUGCGAAUGUGCUGGGCGAUCUCCAAACGUGGAGUGAUUGCAAAGAGGAAGAACAAACCAGUCAAAAGCCGCACAUUUUUCACUCUUAUCAUCUGGAGUCCCAAUUCUAUGGUAGAAGCAUCAGCGUUUCUCGCUACGCAGAGGCAUGCGGUGGUGACGGGAUCAAACAAAGGGAUUGGAUUCGAGAUCUGCAGGCAGUUGGCUUCGAAGGGGGUGACAGCGGUCUUAACUUCAAGGGACGAGAAGAGGGGUCUCGAAGCUCUCAGGAAGCUGAAGGAAGAGAGCUGUCCUGCUCUAUUGGGUGAAGUAGUUUUUCAUUGGCUUCAUGUUACUGACUCUGCAAGCAUUGACUCCCUGGUUGACCUCAUCAGAAAUCGGAUUGGAAAGCUGGACAUCCUGGUACACUAUAACAUGUUCUUCGUAGCCUUUCAAGAUUUGUCUCGUCAAUGGUAAAAAAUUACUUCUUUUACCUGCCACCACCUGAUCCCAAAUGACAAGAAUAAGUUUGAAAAGAGUUUGAGGCUCAAUUGCUUAGAAAGAAGAAAAGAGUUCCGGGAUCGUAACAUUCUUUCCCCAUAUGUGGCAUGAUUCCUUAUCUGAACUUAUUUUUGAUGCCCUUCUCUAAUGACCAAAAGAAGAUGGAAAACUAUUGCAGGUGAACAAUGCCGGGGUCGGUGGAAUUGUUUAUGUUUUUCAUGCUUUUGCAGAUGCUAUUGAGCGUGCUGG
Punica granatum (pomegranate) is the source of this 771-nucleotide messenger RNA. The record is from RefSeq and is a predicted model, not a curated record. NCBI's taxonomy places the organism in Eukaryota, Viridiplantae, Streptophyta, Magnoliopsida, Myrtales, Lythraceae.